This is a messenger RNA of Impatiens glandulifera, 1169 nucleotides long. RefSeq lists its product as uncharacterized. Bases 67 to 1056 code for a protein of 329 amino acids. The transcript has 2 exons. The record is from RefSeq and is a predicted model, not a curated record. Lineage: Eukaryota; Viridiplantae; Streptophyta; Magnoliopsida; Ericales; Balsaminaceae.
AUAGUCUUCUUCACUUCCAAGUUCUUCCAUAUCCCCUGUUGUAUCUCUCUGAACUCUACCACCGCCAUGGACAAAGAACAAGAAGAUAUGCGAUUAUUAGGUUUGUUUGGGAUAUACAAAGAAUCCUACAAAGUAAUCAUCUCAAAGCGAAAGAUCUUUGGCCAGAUUACUCUCGCCCUAAUUCUACCUCUUUCCUUGAUCUAUUUCGCUCAUAAACAAGUCACCACACUACUCAAAAAUCGAAUCCACAAUCAGACCUCGCUCGAGCUAGAAGAGAAUUCCUCCAAUACAUCCUUCACCAAUCGGAUCUCCACCGAAUGGACCUGGUAUUGGAUCUCUAAGAUCAUCUACUUCAUCUUCUUCCUCCUCUUCUCUCUUCUCUCAGUCGCCGCCGUUGUUUACACUGUUUCAUCUAUCUACGCUCGCCUUGAUCUUUCCUUCCGCAAGAUCAUCUCAGUUGUCCCCAAGGUCUGGAAGAGGCUAAUUGUUACAUUCCUGAGUAUUUUAGUGGCUUUCUUCAUAUAUCAUGUCGUUUUCCUCAUCUUUUUUGGGAUGUGGUUGGCCUUUCUGGAAUCGAAGGCAGAUUCCACAGCAGUACUGACUGUAAUCCUCAUUCUAUACUCAAUUGGAUUUGUUUACUUGAUCCUAAUAUGGCAACUGUGCGCUGUCAUUUCUGUUCUCGAAAAUAUAAGAGGAUUUGGGGCAAUGAAAAAGAGCAAGCAAUUGAUCAAAGGCAAACUAUGGUUAGGUUUUGCGAUUGUCAUACUACCCAUCCUCGAGCUGAUUGCGAUCCAAGUUAUAUUCGAGAUUCUGGUGACGCAUGAUUUGUUGGGGUUGGCGGGUAGGAUCUCAUUUGGUCUGCUAUGUUUGGUGCUUUUGAUGAUUUUGACUUUGGUUCAAUUGGUGAUCCAAACUGUUGUUUAUUUCGUAUGCAAAUCAUAUCAUCAUGAAUGUGUUGAUAUGUUGGCUUUGUCGAAUCGUCUCGAGCUUUAUCUUCCGGGUUAUGAGCGGUUGAGAAGCGAACGAGAUGUUCAGAUGGAACAGAUCCGCGUUUGAAUCCGCAGAAACAUGUUGUGAACUUAGCACUCUUAUGUAACUAUUUAAGUAUAAUAUAUUAGGUAUGUAUUAUUAUUAUCUUAGUUUACAUAUUUGUUUUUAAUAAAUAAAUU